Exaiptasia diaphana is the source of this 641-nucleotide messenger RNA. RefSeq names its product neuropilin-1. Bases 252 to 578 code for a protein of 108 amino acids. Lineage: Eukaryota; Metazoa; Cnidaria; Anthozoa; Actiniaria; Aiptasiidae. The record is from RefSeq and is a predicted model, not a curated record. The transcript is spliced from 2 exons.
UUGCUUUAUUUGUAGGUACUUUGUGUAGUAACUUGCUGAUAGAAAGUGUUAUUGACUCGUUUAAUUACUACCAUACUUCACACUGGCCUUUUGAUAUUCGAUGUUCUGUGAUUUUGUUUAUUUGUACGCACAUCACUGAGCUAAUCAGUCGUAGGGUUUUUACAUUUAAUAAAGAGCAUGCGCAAUGGAAUCAAGGCGAGGUUGCUAUUCAUUGCUUUUCAGAUCGUGUGCCAUGUGCAGAUGCCCUUGGGAUGGAAAAUGGUAAAAUUUUAGAUUCCCAGUUGUCUAUGUCUUCAUAUUAUAACAAAGAUUCCCGUUAUGGUGAGAAAAAUGGCAGGCUUAACAAGAAAGACUGGCCUCCAGGAGCACAGACUGAUAGCGCCGAUCAGUCGCCAUGGUUCAAGAUUGACCUUCUACAAAUCAAGUAUGUGUCUGGUGUUGGUAUUCAAGGAUACCACGAUGGACAGUCCUGGACGACAUCUUUCAUGGUAUCAACAUCUACUGAUGGUUCUUCCUGGACAAUGUACCAGGAAAUACCUGGCACCAAUAAGGUAGAUAAACAGCAACAAAUCACGUAAAUCUUAACGAAUUAGUCUCAUCUCAAAGCCGUUAGGACGUUGUUCGGUGGGAGUGACCUGGGA